Musa acuminata AAA Group (dessert banana) is the source of this 1661-nucleotide messenger RNA. RefSeq names its product transcription initiation factor TFIID subunit 15. Gene Ontology annotation, molecular function: RNA binding. The transcript has 9 exons. Bases 255 to 1451 code for a protein of 398 amino acids. The record is from RefSeq and is a predicted model, not a curated record. NCBI's taxonomy places the organism in Eukaryota, Viridiplantae, Streptophyta, Magnoliopsida, Zingiberales, Musaceae.
CCUUUUAUCUUCGGGGUUUGCCUUUUGCCCUUUACGUUUCGAUGCCCUAAUUCCUGACGAGCGACGCUACCCCGCGAUCGCUCGCUCGCCCCCGAGAUCACACCUUUGCAGUCGAUAUUACCUCUCCGUGGUGGCGAGCCCUCCAUUGCCGUCGCUUGCCAAGUGGUGCCUGUCUUUCUAGUGCGAUUACCUUGUGCCGCUAUUCGAUUGCAGAGAAGAUACAAUCUAGUAGGCCCACCAUUCCAUUCCUAGUAAUGGCAAGUUACUCAGGGAGAGGUGGACCAUCAAAUGGCUCUGUUUAUGUGUGUAAGUUGCCUCCUGGAACUGAUGAGACUAUGCUGGCCGAGUAUUUUGGCACCAUAGGGUUGCUAAAGAAGGAUAAAAGGACUGGUCGACCAAAAAUUUGGUUGUAUAGGGAUAAAACUACCAAUGAACCUAAGGGCGAUGCAACAGUUACAUAUGAGGACCCACAUGCAGCUCUCGCUGCUGUUGAAUGGUUCCACAACAAGGAUUUUCACGGAGUUCCCAUUGAAGUUUAUAUAGCAGAGUCAAAAACUAAAGACUCAAUUGAUAAUUCAACUCAGCAGGAUGGUUUUGAAGAAAAUCCAAUUAUGGAAGUUGGAGGGCAUGAUGAUCUGAAUGGUGCCGGAGGUAGAGGUAGAGGUCGUGCUGGUGCAUCAGGAAAAUCAUGGCAACAAGAUGGAGACUGGAUGUGUCCCAAUACAAGUUGUUCCAAUGUGAACUUUGCAUUCCGUGGUGUCUGUAACCGGUGUGGGACAGCUCGUCCUGCUGGUGUUGGUGGAACAGGUGCUGGUGGCGGUGGUCGAGGAAGGGGCCGAGGUAGUGGUGAUGCUGGAGGAGUUGCCCGUUCUGUUGGUGGUCCCACAGGGCUUUUUGGUCCAAAUGACUGGCCCUGUCCGAUGUGUGGCAACAUUAAUUGGGCAAAGCGCACAAAGUGCAAUAUAUGUAACACCAACAAGCCAGGUCACAAUGAGGGUGGUGUGAGAGGAGGCCGUGCUGGAGGUUACAAAGAACUUGACGAAGAAGAAAUAGAAGAAACAAGGCGACGGAGAAGAGAAGCUGAAGAGGAUGAUGGAGAGAUAUAUGAUGAAUUUGGAAACCUUAAAAAGAAAUUUCGUGCAAAAACACAACAAGCUGAAGCUCGGCAAAUGGUUCCUGGCUCUGGCCGUGCUGGAUGGGAGGUUGAGGAGAUAGGUGUCUCCGAGAGACACAGUGGAGAGAAAAGCAAAGACCGUUACAGAGAUUUCAAUGAACGGGAAAGCAGCAAGAACCGGGAAAGAGAUGGUUCUGAGAGGGAGAGGGAGAGACGCAGGAGCCGAAGCAGAGAAAGGGAGAGGGAGCGUGAGAAGGAACGAGGGAGAGUCUCGGAUCGAGAUUAUGGAUAUGAAAGAGGUCGGGAACGUGGUAGGGACCGCCACCGAGACUGGUAGUGCUUUUGCCAAGGCUAGGUUCGACUGCUGCGCAUGCCUUUAGUAUAUUGAAACUGUUUUGUGUCAUCUGUAGCUGGAAGCUUUGUUAAAAAUUUCUUGCUUGAACAUCCACUUUCUUCUUUCUGUUUCCCCCGCCCCCCCUUUUUUCAUUUUACCAACUGAUGACAUCCUUUCAUAUCAACUUUUGAAGCAAAUGUUUUGAUUAUUCUA